Molecule: messenger RNA, 954 nt
Organism: Nannospalax galili (Upper Galilee mountains blind mole rat)
Lineage: Eukaryota; Metazoa; Chordata; Mammalia; Rodentia; Spalacidae
Product: olfactory receptor 14C36-like
Exons: 1
Coding region: 1-954 (317 amino acids)
Biological process (GO): G protein-coupled receptor signaling pathway
Cellular component (GO): membrane
Molecular function (GO): olfactory receptor activity; G protein-coupled receptor activity; odorant binding
Source: RefSeq, a predicted model, not a curated record
AUGGCCAAUUCCACCAUGGUGACUGAAUUUCUUCUUGAAUUUUUUGGUGAGACGUGGGAGGUCAGACUCCUGCUCAGCAUGCUGUUCCUGCUGAUCUACCUCGGCAGUCUGCUAGGGAACCUAACCAUCGUUAUGGUUACCACCAUUGACCAGAACCUCCAUACACCCAUGUACUUCUUCCUCAGGAAUCUGUCCAUUUUAGACAUCUGUUAUGUUUCUGUCACAGUCCCCAAUGCCUGUGUCAACUCGCUCACUGAAAACAGGGGUAUUUCUCUGGCUGGGUGUUCUGUACAGAUCUUUUUAGUCUUCUUUUGUGCAUGUAUGGAAAUUAUCUUACUCACUGUGAUGGCCCAGGACCGCUAUGUGGCCAUCUGCCAGCCCCUCCUCUAUCCUGUCAUCAUGAACACCCAAGUCUGUAUUCAGAUGACUCUGGCUUCUCUACUCCUUAGUCUUGUCAUAGCCAUUUGGCACACCGUGAAAACAUUCCAACUCUCCUUCUGUCACACUAACGUGGUCCCUCAGUUCUUCUGUGAUGUCCCCUCUCUGCUGAGGCUCUCUUGCUCAGACACAUUUAACAACAAACUGUUAAUUCUCCUAACUGCAAUCAUCAUUAGUGGUAGCUGCUUUAUCUUCAUUAUUGUAUCAUAUGUUCACAUAUUUUCUACUGUGUUGAAGUUUCCUCUGAAAGAAGAGAGAGGAAAGGCCUUUUCCACCUGUGUUCCUCACAUUAUUGUGGUGUCUCUGUUCCUUAUCUGUGGUGCCUAUGUGUAUCUAAGACCUCCAGUCAUCUCAGAAGUGAUUCAGGACAUGAUUCUGUCUGUACUUUAUGCAAUUGUUCCACCAUUCUUAAAUCCUAUCAUCUAUAGUCUUAGAAAUAAACAGAUAAAUGAAGCUGUGAGUAAAGCAAUAUUAAGAAUAUUGAAAUUAGGAAAAUUUAAAAGAGCUUUAUUUUAA